Molecule: messenger RNA, 586 nt
Organism: Meloidogyne enterolobii
Lineage: Eukaryota; Metazoa; Nematoda; Chromadorea; Rhabditida; Meloidogynidae
Source: the annotation of a GenBank genome assembly
UCUCAACUCACUUUAAAUAUUCCGAUAUCUGUUGAUAUUAUUCAAUAAAUUCUGUAGUUUCAAGCGUUGGAUACUCAUAACUGGUUCAACAGACGGGUUUGGCCGCCAAUUAGCACAAGAAUUGGCAGCUAAUAUUUAUGAAAAUUUUGUUAUUAUUCAUGGGAGGAGUGAAAAAAAUUGUCAAAAAACUGUUGAGGAAUUGGGAAUGGAACAUGAAAAUGUUGGGAAUAAUCGGAAACAAAGGAAUGUUGAUUUUGUAGCUGCUGAUUUUUCGAAACUAUCUGAGGUUUUAAAAAUGUCAGAAGUUGUUCGGUUAAGAUUUCCACGACUAAAUACAUUAAUUGCUUGUGCAUCUGUUGUUGUUCAGCGAAGAAUAAAAUCUCAUGAUGGACUUGAACUUACUUUACAAAUCAACCACCUUUCUCACAUUGUUUUGUUCACUGAAUUACUACCAUUGCUUGAGCUAAAUUCUCCAUCAAGGAUUUUAACCGUUGGUUCUAUGUUGCAUAACUUGUAUGUUUUUAUUAGAGAUCGAAGAUCUCAUAUUUCCGGGUCUUGUAUCCGGGUUCUCUUUUCUUUUAACUGA